Lynx canadensis (Canada lynx) is the source of this 1001-nucleotide messenger RNA. RefSeq names its product serine protease 44-like. Gene Ontology annotation, biological process: proteolysis. The record is from RefSeq and is a predicted model, not a curated record. NCBI's taxonomy places the organism in Eukaryota, Metazoa, Chordata, Mammalia, Carnivora, Felidae. Gene Ontology annotation, molecular function: serine-type endopeptidase activity.
AUGGCGUCCCGCGGGGGCUUCCUGGGCCUCCAGCUCUGCCUCCUGCUCCUCCAGCCUCUGCUCGGUGGGGCCGAUCGAUCGAUCGGUGGCCGGCAGCGAGCAGGCGGGGAGGGGGCUGGGCUGCUGGCGGGGAGGGGUCGUGUGAGCCAACCAGGAUGCGGCCACAGGUCUAUGAGGAUAGUUGGGGGAAUGCCGGCCCCCAGGAGGAAGUGGCCCUGGCAGGUGAGCCUGCAGAUCAAUAACAAACACAUAUGCGGAGGCUCCCUCAUUGCCAGCCGGUGGGUGCUGACCGCUGCCCACUGCGUCACUGGCCAUGAGGAAUAUACAGUACGGCUGGGAGACAAAUCGUUAUAUCCUAAUUCCAAAACGACACUGGUGGUUCCAGUAGAAGACAUCGUUUGCCACCGCUUUUUUGAUGAUACAACUUUGAGACACGACAUUGCCCUCGCUCUGCUGGCCUUUGCUGUGAAUUACUCCUCCUACAUCCAGCCUGUGUGCCUCCCUGAGAAGUCUUUCCAAGUAGAAACUGGGACGGAGUGCUGGGUGACUGGCUGGGGCCGACUGGAAGAAGGAGCACCGAUGCCAGUUCUCCUUCAGGAGACGGAGCAACACAUUCUUCACCACAAGAAAUGCAACUGGAUAUUGCAGACACAGUUAGGAACGUUUCGCAGCAUGGUGAGAAAAGGGAUGAUCUGUGCCUAUCGAGCAGAGAAGAAGGGUAUCUGUAAGGGAGAUUCUGGAGGCCCCCUGGUCUGUGAAUUUAAUGAAACAUGGGUCCAGGUGGGGAUUGUGAGCUGGGGCAUUGGCUGUGGUCGCAGAAAUUUUCCUGCGGUUUAUACAGAAGUUAGUUUCUAUAGGGACUGGGUCAUUGAUCAGAGUCAGGCUUGCUCUUGGGACUCAGCAGACUCUUUCAUACUUCUGUGCCUGGUGCUGCCCCUGGGCAUCCUGGUGGCCCCAUGAUCACCCCUGCGCACUCCCCUCCUGUUUCCAACUCUUAACAC